CAUGAACCUCCAAACACUUUCUGUGAGAAACCAGCUGGGUCGCAUCUUCUGUUUUCUCCACGUCAGAAAAAAAUGUUUUAUUCCCGGUAUCCAGCAUCAACCCUUUCGAGGUUUUGCCAAGGGGACCAGUCGAGAUCAGGAUAUGACAAUGACAUCGCGUCUCACAGGCAAAAAGACUAAACUAUGGGAAUUAUAUAAUGAGGUCAUUUAUCCCCCAUCGGAACCAACGAAUGAGGGGUUUGUGGAGAAAUCUCAGCAAUUGCGUCCUGCCGAGAUUACGUACACCAAAGACAAUAUCCUGUAUAGCCAGAAAAAACUGUGGUUAUUGGCUUUCAUGGUACACCACUCUAAUGCAUGGUUGAAGUCAGAUUUGUUGUGCCAUAUUAUCCGUGGGUUGUCUGUGGAUGAGGCAUUUCAGCAACUGGGUUUCCGACCGGAAAAGGGUGCUAGGAUCCUUGAAAAUGUGUGUAAAAUAGCUUUAAACGCUCUUGAGGCUGCCAUUGAGAAGGCAGUUGUUGAACAGGAUGUUGAAUUUUGUACAGAUUUAUGGAUUGAAAAGACCCUGGUGCUUCGGGGUCUAGCCGUACCGCGUAUUCACAAAGGCCUUCGAACCAACAUCUCGACCUCGAAUUAUCACUACGCGCGGCUAAUGCUCCGACUGCGGGAGGGGAGGCCCCCCGUCCUCUACCAUCCUUAUCGUAUUCGCUCCUCUUGGCAUCCAGAGCCCAAUUGCCCGGCUGGCGGGGCGUCCGGCUGGGGCACAGCUGACGACAUCCUCGACAUUCAAAUUCGAAAACUUCGAAGACGUCGCAUUCCCGGAGAGCUCUAG
Messenger RNA from Mesocestoides corti, 829 nucleotides. The record is from the annotation of a GenBank genome assembly. NCBI's taxonomy places the organism in Eukaryota, Metazoa, Platyhelminthes, Cestoda, Cyclophyllidea, Mesocestoididae.